Molecule: messenger RNA, 4232 nt
Organism: Sardina pilchardus (European sardine)
Lineage: Eukaryota; Metazoa; Chordata; Actinopteri; Clupeiformes; Clupeidae
Gene: actn2b
Product: actinin, alpha 2b
Exons: 21
Coding region: 156-2843 (895 amino acids)
Biological process (GO): muscle cell development; actin cytoskeleton organization
Cellular component (GO): cortical actin cytoskeleton; Z disc; plasma membrane
Molecular function (GO): calcium ion binding; actin filament binding
Source: RefSeq, a predicted model, not a curated record
AUCAGGUCGGGGCAGCAAGGGCAAGCGUGAGAGGAAGACAGAAAGUGAAUGAAAAAAACGGCAGUAGGCUAAAAAAAACGCAGUCUAAACAUCUAGCUCCCGUCAGAAACGCGCACAUAAGAGAACGACCUCAAGAAAAGUUUUUGAAGCUGAGAAUGAUGACCCAGUUGGAGAUCCCGCUGCAGUAUGACAAUGGAUAUGAGGAAGAGGUGUAUAUGACUCAGGAAGACGAAUGGGAUAGAGACCUUCUAUUGGACCCGGCAUGGGAAAAACAGCAGCGGAAGACAUUUACAGCAUGGUGUAACUCCCAUCUGAGAAAGGCUGGCACUCAGAUUGAGAACAUCGAGGACGACUUCAGGAACGGUCUGAAGCUCAUGCUGCUGCUGGAGGUCAUCUCAGGUGAAAGGUUACCCAAGCCAGACAGAGGAAAGAUGCGUUUCCACAAAAUAGCCAACGUAAACAAAGCUUUAGAGUUCAUCACCAGCAAAGGAGUGAAGCUUGUCUCUAUCGGAGCGGAAGAAAUCGUGGAUGGGAAUGUGAAGAUGACUCUCGGAAUGAUUUGGACCAUCAUCCUCCGCUUUGCCAUUCAAGACAUCUCAAUUGAAGAAACCUCUGCCAAGGAAGGUCUUCUUCUGUGGUGCCAAAGAAAGACUGCCCCGUACAGGAAUGUUAAUGUCCAGAACUUCCAUGUCAGCUGGAAGGACGGCCUGGCAUUCUGUGCCCUCAUCCACAGGCAUCGGCCUGACCUCAUCGAUUACUCCAAACUCAACAAGGAUGACCCUAUGGGGAACCUGAACCUGGCCUUUGAAAUCGCAGAGAAACAUCUGGACAUCCCUAAAAUGCUGGACGCAGAAGACAUUGUGAACACCCCUAAGCCUGAUGAGAGAGCUAUUAUGACCUAUGUGUCCUGCUUCUACCAUGCCUUUGCUGGUGCAGAGCAGGCUGAGACGGCUGCUAACAGGAUCUGCAAAGUUCUGGGUGUCAAUCAGGAGAAUGAGAAGCUCAUGGAGGAGUAUGAGAGGCUGGCCAGUGAGCUACUGGAGUGGAUCCGGCGCACCACUCCGUGGCUGGAGAACCGCACGCCGGAGAAGACCAUGGCGGAGAUGCAGAGGAAGCUGGAGGACUUCCGGGACUACCGCCGGCUCCACAAGCCGCCCAAGGUGCAGGAGAAGUGCCAGCUGGAGAUCAACUUCAACACGCUGCAGACCAAGCUGCGCAUCAGCAACCGCCCGGCCUUCAUGCCCUCCGAGGGCAAGAUGGUGUCGGAUAUUGCCAGUGCAUGGCAGGGCCUGGAGGGAGCAGAGAAGGGGUUCGAGGAGUGGCUCCUGACUGAGAUCCGUCGUCUGCAACGUCUUGACCACCUGGCCGAGAAGUUCCGCCAGAAAGCCACCACACAUGAGACCUGGGCCAGUGGUAAAGAGGAGAUUCUGACCAACAAGGAUUACGAGUCGGCCUCUCUGACGGAGCUGAGAGCGAUGCUGCGUAGGCACGAGGCGUUUGAGAGUGACCUGGCUGCCCAUCAGGACAGAGUGGAACAGAUCGCUGCCAUCGCCCAGGAGCUCAAUGAGCUGGAUUACCAUGAUGUUGCCGCUGUCAAUCAGAGGUGCCAGAGCAUCUGUGACUUAUGGGACCAGCUGGGCACUCUCACCCAGAAGAGGCGGGAGGCGCUAGAGAGGACGGAGAAGCUGCUGGAGACUGUGGAUCAGCUGUUCCUGGAGUAUGCCAAGAGGUCAGCUCCAUUUAACAACUGGAUGGAGGGAGCCAUGGAGGACCUGCAGGACAUGUUUAUUGUGCAUACCAUAGAAGAAGUCCAGACCCUGAUCGCUGCCCAUGAGCAGUUCAAAGCUACUCUGCCGGAGGCCGAUGGCGAGAGGCAGGCCAUUCUGGGCAUCCAGAACGAGGUGCACAAGAUCUGCCAGAGCUACGGCCUGCGCGCCGUCCUCGUCAACCCCUACAGCUCCAUCACCACCGAGGAGAUCAUGGUCAAGUGGGACAAGGUUAAGAAGCUUGUUCCGCAGAGAGACGGGUCUCUUCAGGAGGAGCUGGCCAGGCAGCACGCCAACGAAAGGCUGAGACGGCAGUUUGCUGCCCAGGCCAACCUGAUUGGACCCUGGAUCCAAACCCGCAUGGAGGAGAUCGGGCGCUGCUCUCUGGAGAUGGGCGGCACUCUGGAGGACCAGAUGACCCAGCUGAAGCAGAUGGAGCAUGUGAUCGUCACGUACAAACCCAACAUCGACAAGCUGGAGGGAGACCACCAGCUCAUCCAGGAGUCCCUCAUCUUUGACAACAAACACACCAACUAUACAAUGGAGCACAUCCGGGUGGGCUGGGAGCUGCUCCUCACCACCAUCGCUCGCACCAUCAACGAGAUUGAGACCCAGAUCCUGACACGAGACGCCAAGGGCAUCAGCCAGGAACAGAUGCACGAGUUCCGCUCCUCCUUCAACCACUUUGACCGGAAGAAGAAUGGUGCCAUGGACACUGAUGACUUUAGAGCCUGCCUGAUAUCUAUGGGCUAUGACUUGGGUGAGGUGGAGUUUGCUCGGAUCAUGAUGCUGGUUGACCCCAAUGCCACUGGGCUGGUGUCCUUCCAGUCCUUCAUCGACUUCAUGACCAGAGAGACAGCAGACACAGAUACAGCUGAACAGGUCGUAGCGUCCUUCAGGAUCCUGGCUGCUGACAAGGCUUACAUCCUGACGGAGGAGCUGCGGAGGGAGCUGCCCCCAGACCAGGCCGAGUACUGCAUCAUGAGGAUGCCCCCCUACGCUGGGUCAGGCGCGCCCGCCGGUGCCCUCGACUACACCGCCUUCUCCACCGCCCUCUAUGGAGAGAGUGACCUUUAACCCCUAACUCGGCAUCUUCAACCCCUCCACCCUGACCCCAUCUGUCCCCUCUGCCCCCCAUGAAGGCUCCUCCACACUCUGGAGGCCUGUCCGCUUUUGAGAGAGAUAUCUGGAUAGCCAGAUGCACCAAGGUUCAUGAGUAGCUUGUUUCUCCGUAUUGUCCACUUAAUGCUAAUGGUUGAGGUUAAUGCGUAUAUCAUUUGUGUGCAGUACCCAAGUUGAUUUCAUUGUUCUAGGCUUACGGAACGAAAUGAUCUCACAACGUAAUACAAUAAAACUGUUUUCCAUUUUUAAUAAACAUUACACUACGCUCAGGAAGACGCGCCUGGGCUGUACAGGUGGAGGCACACAGAUUAGUAGACGAUGCUCUUACUAAUCCGGUCCACACUCUUCACACGACAAGCAAACAUUCAUUUUUACAAAUCUCCACCCAGUGCCUCUUAGAUCUUCUAGUAGAGCGUGCAUUUAGAUGAGUGUGUCCAAGAAUGUGCAAGACUGUCAUCCACAACAGUUUUUAAUUGUGACAAGUUGCUAGAUCAUUUUCUGUUUUGAAAGGCGUUGGACAAUUUUUACAGUAUACUCCUGGGGAUUAUGUGUUUGGAUGGAUAAUGCCUCCCUAAUACCAGUUUUGUAUUGGAUCUGCCUUUUAGGACAUCAUAGAUAUAUAGAACCAAAAUUAGAGAGUAAGUCUGCAUUUGCUAAUAUAAAUGUUCAGUUACCAAUUGUGGGGGAUGUAUUUGCAGCCACAGUAUAUUACAUAUCUUUUUCUGAUUUGCACAUAUUUGGCUUCUUGUACUCAGCUUCAUGUCAAUACUGCAUUAUGCAACACAGUCUCUCUUUUGCAGAAACGCUCCUGUGCCAAUUCUAAACCUGAGAAUGAAUCCAAAAUUAUUCUUCGUGUUUGGGCUAAUUUAGUGAUAUUGUUAUCCAUUGCUUUCUUGCACUGGUUAGCUGAAGAAGGUGUUUCGCCUCACAAGUGUGUUUUAAAACAGCUCGGAAGACAAAUUGUUUUGAUUGCCUACACAAAAAAUAGACAGUUGUGGUGCUUUUAAGAAAUGAAGACUUAUGAACUAUUUGGUUUUAUUAUGUAUAAUUGAUGAAGCUGCUAUGGAUAUUCUGUGCCAUUUAGAUGCUAACUUAUUGCAUAAUGUAGCUAUUUUGCAGCUAUUUCAUAGCCUACAUUUGGAAAGAAAUGUAUUAGUUAAUAGUCUUUUUAAAUGCACCCUGAGUCGUUCACUCUGAACACUGCACAUUUGUUGCUCCCCCCCCCCCCCCCCCCCCCCACCCCAAUUUCUAUUAGCAAGAUUAAUGGCAUCAUGACACCAUCAUAAGAUAUGUUAUUUCCCUCCCAUCGCCUUUCAUCUAAUAAAGUUGUUACAGCCCCUAUUA